AUGAGUACACCCGCCCGGAAUACGCUACAAGUGUUCACAUGCUCACCACAGAGGGCGGACACGACAGCUUUGCGCAGAGGCGAUAACGUGACCAAUGAGGCUUUGCCGAGACAUAGGAUGGAAAGAUUUCGUCGCUUAAGGGAAUCUAUGACAGCGACAGAACCUCGUUCAAUCAUUGAAACAACUAUCCGUCUUGCACUUGCGAGCACACUGAACUUCUACUUAUCGCAAUACAUCUUUGACAACAGACUGAUACCGUUUCUGGAGGAUGCAUUCAGGACAUCGCCGUUAAUAUACUGGCCAGCUUUUCGUACAGAUACGGAAAGGUUGCCCAAAAUGCAGAGGUUAUGGCCACCGCAUGCUAAUUUCGAGCUUGCCGUAGUCUUCACCUUAGGAUUGUACAUGAUUCUUAAAUAUUUUCUACGUCCUGAACACGUUUUGGAAGUGUUGAGUCGUCUGAACUCGAGUUCGGAGUUCCCAUUUGAUGACAAAGUCAAUGACUUGGCUGGCAGAAACCACCAUGCUCUUAGAGCUCGCCUUUUCUCGGCAGGAAUAGUUGCUGUUUCCAUAUUUACAUUACUCCUUCCUAUGCAGAGGAUAGGCGAAAUGCAUAUUUUUGUGAUCGCCUUGAAUUUUGUUCAUAUUCUCUUAUUAUGUGAACUUAGCGCUGUUCUUAUGUUCCUUUAUUCGGAGCGAUCUGAGAAUAAGUUGAAGGAAGAAUGA
Necator americanus (New World hookworm) is the source of this 723-nucleotide messenger RNA. RefSeq lists its product as uncharacterized. Bases 1 to 723 code for a protein of 240 amino acids. Lineage: Eukaryota; Metazoa; Nematoda; Chromadorea; Rhabditida; Ancylostomatidae. The transcript is spliced from 4 exons. The record is from RefSeq and is a predicted model, not a curated record.